Molecule: messenger RNA, 516 nt
Organism: Lasiodiplodia theobromae
Lineage: Eukaryota; Fungi; Ascomycota; Dothideomycetes; Botryosphaeriales; Botryosphaeriaceae
Exons: 2
Coding region: 1-516 (171 amino acids)
Source: RefSeq, a predicted model, not a curated record
AUGUCAACAAGCAUUCUCGUCGCCCGUGCGAUCGGAAUCGGCGGUGCCUUCUGGCUCUCUGGCAACAUAGCCGCUCUAUCUUUCAUCUCCGUACCCGCCCUCAACUUGGCGAAAGGCGACGGGGCCGCCAACGCGGGAUCCCUCACGCGACUCUGGCGGUACAACUACGAGCUCGGAAAGGCGCAAAACCCGCCCAUUGCCGCUCUGACGGCAGCAUCGCUGUCGUUCCUCGCUUGGUCAUCUCGUGCCGCACCCAUGCCCCUCUACUUGUACGGCGCAGCGGCGGCGCUCACGGUCGGCAUCGUCCCAUACACUAUCGCGACGAUGCGCGGCACAAACAACAAGCUUAUCAAGAAGUCUGAGGACAUUGGCAGGCAAGGCUUGUCGGCGCAAGUUUCGGUAGAUGAAGAAAGGGAGGUACAGGAACUGCUCACGAGGUGGACUUGGUUGAACGGCAUCAGAAGCAUUCUCCCUGCAUUGGGAGGCAUAGCAGCUUUCCUAGCAGCUACCAUCUAG